Molecule: messenger RNA, 1687 nt
Organism: Sardina pilchardus (European sardine)
Lineage: Eukaryota; Metazoa; Chordata; Actinopteri; Clupeiformes; Clupeidae
Product: mixed lineage kinase domain-like protein
Exons: 11
Coding region: 56-1483 (475 amino acids)
Biological process (GO): cell surface receptor signaling pathway; protein phosphorylation
Molecular function (GO): ATP binding; protein serine/threonine kinase activity
Source: RefSeq, a predicted model, not a curated record
UUUGUGGUGAAGCAGGCACUGAGGCUGACACGGCACUAUCCCACACUAUCACGUCAUGGACCUGUUGGAUCCGAUAAUGGCCAUUGGCGAAAAGGUCUACUCCCUCUGUGGUGAAGUCAAGGCCAACAAGAGUCGCUCCAGGCGUUUGGCAGGUCGCGUCUCAGCGCUGACAGAAAUGGUGAGAGCAGUAAAGGUCCAUGGAUUAGGUGGGCAGCCUCGGCUUGUGGAGAGAGGCCUGCGAGAACUCAAACUGACGCUAGAGUCAGCGCUAGACGUGGUGAAGAAAUACGCCUCCUCAAGCUGCCUGAAGCGCAUUGUUCGAGCAUAUGACUUUGGCGAUGAGUUUGCGGUCCUGAACGAGCGGUUGAACGACGCGGCUCAUCUUCUGUCGCUCGCCUUGGCCGCUGACCAGAAGGACAAGUUGGAUGUGGUGUUCGAGGAGGUCAGGCGGAGAAGAGAGGACGAGGAGGAUGGAGAAAGCGACCGACAGGAACUACAGAGAUUGCUCCAGGUGGCUGAGGAAAUGAAAGAAAGCGUAGAUGCCGUGCAUGACAUUGUGGACGAGACGAAUAGAGGCGUAAAGAACAUUGAAGCCAUGCUGAAGUCAUUGAGGGCUCCCAGCAUCCACCUGCAGGACAUCAGAGAGAUCCGCAUGGAAGAGCUGACCUUCGACGUGCCCAAGAAGCCCUUCAUGACCACCCCCACCUCUGAGGUCUUCAAAGGGGAGUUCAGCAAGUUCACUGUGGCCAUCAAGAGAUACACAUACCCCAUAAGCACUAGCGCCAGCAAGGUGAGAAGCAUCUUCGGUAAAGAGGUGGAGACCAUGAAGCGCUUUGAAUCUCCAAAUAUCCUCAGAAUGUUUGGAAUUUGUGUCCAAGAUGGCCCCCAACCUAACUUCUUGAUUGUGAUGGAGUACUGUGAAAAGGGCUCAUUGAAGCAAGUGCUGGAUGGCAGCUACAAACUACCCUGGGACAGAAAAUCCAGGAUGUGUCUUGAUGCUGCACAAGGGCUUUACAGAUUGCACCAGUCAGAGGAAAAGUUCAAAGUUCACGGCUGCAUCAACAGUAACAAGUUUCUGGUUGCUGCAGGAUACAGAGUUAAACUUGGAGGCUUUGAACUUGCUAAAACAGAGACGUCGCUGAGGGAAAAUAAAAGCGGGAAGCCCAGCACUUUACGCUACAGCUCUCCGCAGCAACUACAAAACAUCAAUCACUCCUAUGAUAAAGCCUGUGAGAUGUACAGUUUUGGCAUUGUGCUGUGGGAAAUUGCAACUCGAUGUGCUCCUUUCAAAGGCUGCUCCCAUGGUGAAGUCUAUCAAAAAGUUUGUGAGGAGAAAACCAUGGAGCCCUUACCUGAAGACUGCCCCCGUCAGCUAGGAGAGCUAAUUGAUGCUUGUCGUUCUUAUGAUGCCUUCCAGAGACCAACAGCUGGAGUGCUUGUGGAUAAGUUGCGCAAAGUUGUGGAACAGUUGGAAGAGGAUUGAUGCUGAAGUUUUCAACUCAUUGAAGACAUAACAGGGAACUCAACAGAAUAUAUUUGAUACUGAUAUUUUCAAACAAAUGUGAAAUGACAGGUAGGCUACAGUAGCCUAUAUGAAUGUUACAGUACUCUAGGCCUAGUAGUGUAUAAUAGGCCAUGUCUUCAAUUUUAUCUAUUUGAAUUUCUGGGAAUAAAAGUGGAAACAAUA